AUGCUCGCAUUCGCUACAGGAAUCCACAAGCGACACCUCAUCCAGCCCGUGUGCUUGGCAGACACCACUUCCUCCAUGCUCGUCCCUAUUCCCCGUCAUAUCAUUCUGGCUAUGCCUCUUCUGCGAGCACAUCAUCUUACCCCCGGGUCACAAAUUACAACCAAUCCAUUGAAAAGUUUAGGACGGAACCAAGAUUUUUCACAGACUACUUUCCAUUUAUUUGAUUUCACCCUCCAUCUGGCGGUACGAAAUACAAUAUCGACUCUGCCCGUUCUCUCUACAUCACCGCCUUUGAGAGACAUUCUCAUUCACCGACUGGAGGAAAACAGGGCACUCACCGCUAAUCUCAUCCUUCAAUGUAUUCUGGACAAGUUCGCCCAUAUUCCGGAGGAGUCUGACACGAUACUUCUCCAUCGAUCUCUUUUCACUAUCGUAUCCUCUACUGUCCAGCUCUCCGUCCAAUCUGUACCCAUCGACAUCGCUUUACUGAAAAACAAAAGUAUCCAAUGGAUAUCUCUUGUUUUGCGAUUUUGCCUUGGAAUAUCAGCCGGAAUGUUCAUGACUUGUUCAGGGUGCAGGUUCACGCUGUAUUGCUCGCGGACAUGCCAAAAGAAUGACUGGUCAUCUGGUAAUCACCGUCCCCUUUGCGCCAAGAUCAGGCAACUCAGAAAUGAUACUCGCCUUCUGCCGACGUCUUUGAGCGAUCGGAGGGCCAUUGAGAACCUCAAUAGCCAAUAUCUGGAGUAUCAUAAACAGAAGCCUUCGGAAUGGGAUGAUCUGUUGGACGAGUAUAUUGCAGAGAAUGGAGAGCCUUUUUGGCCCUUGGUCUUGGUCUUGGAUUAUCGUGCUCUCAAUGUUGAGCCUGACAUUCAGAUCGAGUCUUCGCAGUCCGAGAGGGAACGGGGAAAAUUAGAGACGGGAGGGAGAGAGGCUAUGCAUGUCAGGAUAAGAUAUUUCACUUAGGCCAAGGGCAUCGAGGAAAAUGAACUGUCAAAUGGAG
Molecule: messenger RNA, 1000 nt
Organism: Guyanagaster necrorhizus
Lineage: Eukaryota; Fungi; Basidiomycota; Agaricomycetes; Agaricales; Physalacriaceae
Exons: 5
Coding region: 1-963 (320 amino acids)
Source: RefSeq, a predicted model, not a curated record